Messenger RNA from Anopheles bellator, 3423 nucleotides. RefSeq names its product arginine/serine-rich protein PNISR-like. Gene Ontology annotation, cellular component: nuclear speck; presynaptic active zone. The record is from RefSeq and is a predicted model, not a curated record. The coding region runs from base 1 to 2850 and encodes 949 amino acids. NCBI's taxonomy places the organism in Eukaryota, Metazoa, Arthropoda, Insecta, Diptera, Culicidae. The transcript has 7 exons. Gene Ontology annotation, molecular function: RNA binding.
AUGAAUUCGCACACUGGUUCGCGCCCCGGGCGGGUACCGCCGGUGGCGUCAAUAUACAAUGUUGCAGUACCAACCUUGCCCGGUCUCCUGUUCGGUGAGUGCGACGUUGAGAGUGGUUUCCCACUGGCGGACACCAAGUGGGCAACUUUCAACCCAUCGCUCUAUCAAAACAUGGACAAUGACCAAGUGGACUGGGGUGCUCUGGCCCAACAAUGGAUACAAAUGCGGGAAGCGAUGCCAAUCGUCACAUCUGUCCCGGGAAUGUUGCCACCCGGCAGUAUUCUCAAUGAUGGUUGUAGCUAUCCACCGCCGCCUCGUAUAAUCGCGUACGAAGAGCAAGGCGAGGCGCCAAUGGAAGUGGAAAAAGAUGACGACCAGUCCGCCAAUCUGCCGCUGCCUCCAAUGCCUCCACCGCCUAUCAUUUGUGGUCACGAUUGGGAUGGUAAAUGGCAGACCGAGUCGAUCACGCAGCAAUCUAGCACCAGCCCAAAAGGAUGGUCCCCGGAAGGAGGCACUGUUGCCUGGGAAGGUGCGUCCAUCGCAUCGGAUGUCGCAUCAAACGCAACUUCGAACCACGCAUCGCCUGACCGCGUGGUUAGCAAGAAAAAAACAUUCCCCAGCUCCACCACUGCAUCAUCGUCGAGUGCGUCAUCCGUUAGGCAAUCAGCGGGGAUGAAGGAGCGCUGGCAGACCAAGUCCGGUCACAGCUAUCCAUCCGAACAUCAGGGUAAACGUGUGAGAAGCCGGUUUCUCAUGGAUGCGUCCACUGAACGAGGUCCAGGAACGAAAAUGGGCGUGGAACCUAAACCCAGGCUGCCCGGGCUGAUGGAUCACGCAAUCAAAUUCAGCGAAACGACCCGAAGUGACACAUUGGCUGUGAAAAAGGGUUCUGUGAUCGAAUCGGCAGGGACGCUCAAUGAUGCCAAGCGCAAAUUACUACCAGCGUGGAUUCGCGAGGGCCUUGAAAAGAUGGAGAAGGACAAGCAACGCAAAAUGGAGCGAACACAGCUGCUUAGGCGAACCGACGAAAACGACGCGCUCAGCGAACAACGAUGCCUUACGGAUACCGAAAGUCCGGAAGCAGAAUUUCCAUGUUACCCUGAACCGGACAUCAUUCAGCCGUCAGAAAAAUCACCUGCGUGCGUUUCUUCUGCUGCCGUACAGAAGCAACCAAAGUUAACCGAAGCUGGUGAAUCGAAGAAAUGUGUCGAGUCGGAUGUUCGUACCACGCGUGCCCAACAGCUGAAGGAAUCGAUGCGUACUAUACUGACAAAUAUUUUACUCGAGGUGACAAACGAAGAAAUUGUACGCAUAGCCAAAGAAACUCACGUCAAGUUGCAGCGUAAAGUUAUACCAGCGCAAACGCGACGUACCGAAACCGGUCGAGUCACAUGCAUCGGAGGAGUUGGUCUUGUAGUUUAUGGCGAUAGUGACGAGGAGGAGGAAGACUGCAAUGAGCUGGUGAAUGAUCGAAAGACUGAUGAAAAUCCUGAAAAUGAGCGGGACGAUAAAAAUAGUGAUAGCGAUGAGCCGCCGGACGAUACUUUUUCCGAUGCGACCAUUGAGCAAUACCUCCAGAAACGAAUACGCAGGAAGCAACGUGAGUUUCAACCAAUUGCUUCCAAAAUUGAACAAUGUCUGGAAGAGGAAAAUCUUGCGGAAAGUCGCGGCCAGUUGGAAGUGGCCGGCAAGAGGGAAGCAAACCAGCCCAUGGCGUAUAAAAUCGAGUGCACGAAGAACGACAAUGGCGUGGGGAAUGUCGUCAGCGACGAAAGCGCCGAGGUGGAUACAUAUCGGGUGCAGGAGCGUCACGGUACCACCGAUCUAGCGAAUGGCACCAACAAAGACCGCGAAGCUAUCACCAAGGUUACGGGUCGACCAAAAGACGCAGAGCGUAAGCGACACAAUAAGCGGAUAUCGCGUUUUAGCAAUCCGCGGGAUACCGUCCGGCAGACACACGUAACGCACGUUUCGAUUAUGCCCUCGACGAAACCUACGACCAUCAGCUCUACGGAAAUUGAAAACGGUGAUGGUAAUUUUGGCGAAUCGAACCAUCAACUCCAACAUCACCAGCUGCUCCAUCCCGAACGAUUACCAUCGUCCACAGGUAUCCAGCGCAAUCCAGUGUCCAAUGCCAUCGACUUCCUGCCGACAUGCUAUGAUGCCGCACAGUUACCAAAGUGCCAGGAAAACACGAGCAAAUCUUCUGGGCGACCAGCUGCCACGGCUGGGAUACUGUGGUCAAUCGAAUCUACUCUUAAACUGAGCUCCGAUGGUAGCGGUCCGUCCAAUGGAUCUGGGCAAAAUUCUUCGAAAGCUCGGUCUGUUAGUCACGAACGAAAGGAAACGAGUGGUCAUCGUCCUGGGGAAGUACUUGGUGAGAGUGAACAAUUACAUGCUGGGAACACCCAAGCUUCGGGUUCGGUGCUCUCGUUGUCAUCAGCAUCGAUGGUGAGUGACCGUGGGCGGUCACGCCGCCACCGUUCCCGGUCGACCGUUUCGUCUAGAUCGUCUAGUUCGCGAUCGGGUCAUUGUUCUGGAUCAAACCGUUCCGGUAGAUCACGUCAACGGUCUCGUCGUUCCCGCUCUCAUUCCCUACACUCCUCGUCGUCAUCGACGAAGAACCCACCACCACAGAAAUGCACCGCAAAUCCGGCAACAUCGCGACACGGCCAUUCACAUCUUUAUCGCGACGCCGAGGUGAAGAAAACUUCUUCGUCACAAUCUCACGGCUCACAGCGUUACCGUGACGAAAAGCACAACCGCGAUCGGAGCCAUUCGCGGUCACGCCACUUGCGCCGUUCCCGAUCCCCAUCGAAGUAUACUUCCAGUUCUCGCCGCAAACAUUGAAAUCAUUUCUUUCUUCUUACAAGAAUAAUCUUAAUCUGGUUACUACGAGUUACUACUAGUUUUCUUCAUAUUCAUAUUUAAUCAGUUUUGGUGUUUAUUUGUUGGCAUUGCGUCUACCUGCCAUUCCUUUCCAACCAACUGCACUGAACCAGUGUGCUGUACAUGCGUUAAACAAAUAUUGUUUCGAUUCGGUGUAGCUUGCUAGAGAAACAUCGUUAAAAAUUAGAAAAGCAGAAGAAAAGCAAGCAAUGUCGCAACACUAGUUAUUAGAAGUGCGCCUAGUUUUGAAAUGAGAAUCACAUAGCACAAAUCCAUACUUAUUAGUUUUUUAUGUUUGGACGUUUCCGGGGAUCGGGAAGAAGGCCGCGUAUGAAAUAUUGGCGUGAAUGUUAAGAGUUUGAAUUUGGUCCCCUGUGAACAUGAAUGUAUUAUCAUUAGUAAAACAGAAAAGAAGUUUAUUAAUCGAGCCGAUCGAUUGGGAGAAUACGAAGGGAGUGUUAUGAAUUAAAACCUCAACUCAGCUCAACUGCAAGUCAUCCGAAAAACAUUAUACUUGAAGAAGAACUAUUUUGG